AUGAUUUCAGGGAACAUUAACCUCUAUAUUGUUCUCAGCUUCAGGUUAGAGAACUACCAGCGUGUCCAAGCCGUACAUUUUGCUGUCGAGGAAAUUUACAAAAACCUAGAUUUCUUGCCAAAUGUGACCAUAGGAUUCCAGAUCUUUGACUCUUGCACAGUUCUCCAGAGAGCAAUAUCAGGAGCCCUGCAGCUGUUGAGUGGAUAUGAAAUACCAUUGCCGAAUUAUCAAUGUAAGCAGGACGCCCGUUUGGCUGCAGUUAUUGGACAUUCUAUAUCUACAUACACAAUCUCACUAGCUCAUGUACUAGGGCUAUACAGAUAUCCACAGAUCAGUCACUUUUCCACAAGUUCUCUCCUCAGUAACCGCAUUCAGUUCCGCUCAUUCUUUCGAACAGUUCCCAGUGAUGCCUUCCAGUCUCGUGGCCUAGCACAGCUGGUGUUGAACUUUGGAUGGACCUGGAUUGGUCUAGUGGCCAUCGAUAAUGACUAUGGGCAGCAAGGAAUCCAAAUGAUCAAGAGGGAUAUAAUAAAAGCUGGGGCUUGUUUGGCCUUCACAGAGAACAUAGUCUCCAGUCGACAAGAUCGAAACACCCCACACAUUGCUCGGGUGGUUAAAGACUCAUCGGCCACAGCAGUGGUCAUCUUCUCUACCGAUAUAGACUUAGCCUAUGUGCUGGAUGAGAUGUUGCGGCAGAACAUCACAGGGAAAGUUUGGAUUGCCAGUGAAGCUUGGGCUACUUCGCCUUUCUUGUCAGUACUUAAAUAUUCAAGACUUCUUUUUGGGACAAUUGGUUUUGCCCUUCAUAGUGGAACUAUGCCAGGAUUUGGAGAUUUCCUCAAUAGGAUCAAUCCAUCCAUGGUCGUAGGAAGGGAAUGGAUAAAAAUAUUUUGGGAAGAAGUGUUUGGAUGCAAAUUCCUUGAUGAAAAAAUUCCCAAAGUCCAUUCAAACUCAUCGAUAAAAGAAUGCACAGGUCAAGAAAGUCUGGAGAAUAUCCAGAACAGUUACAAUGACAUCUCUGGUCUGAGGGUAACAUACAACAUCUAUACAGCAGUUCUUGUGAUAGCAAAAGCUCUGCAUGAUUUAAGUAAAUGCAAGAAAGGAGAUGGACCAUUUCUCAAUGGAACAUGUGCUGAUAUUGAGAACUUCAAGCCAUGGCAGCUACUACAGUACGUGAAGAAGUUACGUCUGAGCAUGUCCAGUGGAAGACAACUCUUCUUCGAUGAGAAUGGAGAUCCACCUGCCGCAUACGAUAUAGUGAACUGGCAUCUGAGUCCAGAAGGAAAACUCCAGCAGGUCAAAGUGGGAAGUUAUGACACCAGUAUAACCAGUGGAAACGUCUUCAUUAUUAAUACCAGCCAUGUGCAAUGGGGAACUAAAGACCACGGGAAUAUAGUGAUAUGUAUUCGUAAUUUCAUCAGUAACCUCCCUUCUUGCUUGUGGGCCAAUAAUCCUUCCAAGGUACCUGUUUCGGUUUGCAGCCCAAGUUGUCCAACAGGCUUCAGGAAAGCAGCCAGUAUAGGCAAACCUUUGUGCUGUUUCCAGUGCAUACGAUGUCCAUCUGGAGAGAUAUCCAACAAAACAGAUGCAAUACAAUGUACCAAAUGCCCAUGGGAUAUGUGGCCAAAUCCAACCCAUGAUCAUUGUGUUCCAAAGACUAAAGAAUACCUUUCAUAUGAAGAUCCUCUAGGCAUAACUUUAACGGCAACAAGUAUCUCCUCUUCAUUGGUUCCUGUGGCGAUUUUCGUACUUUUUAUUCACUACAGAACGACACCCAUUGUUCGAGCCAAUAAUUACUCCUUAAGCUGUCUUCUCCUGUUGUCAUUAUUGCUCUGUUUUCUUUGCUCUUUAGUCUUCAUUGGUUAUCCCCAUCAUGAGAAAUGUAUUUUAAGGCAAGUGACUUUCGGUGUUGUAUUUGCACUUUGUGUCUCCUGCAUCUUGGCCAAAACCAUUAUGGUUGUCUUAGCUUUUAAGGCCACAAGACCUGAUAGUCAGCUAAGAAAAUGGACUAGCCCACGUGUAUCAUAUCUCAUAGUCAUCUCAUGUAUCAUUAUUCAGACCUUUCUUUGCAUUAUGUGGUUGUCAUUCUCUCCUCCCUUUUUAGAAGUCAAAUCAGAAACUAAUUCGGCAGUACUAAUUAUUGAGUGUAAUGAAGGUUCCUCUUUGGCUUUUUGGAGUAUGCUUGGAUACCUUGGUCUCCUGGCCUUCAUAAGCUUCAUUGUUGCAUUCUUGGCCAGGAGACUUCCAGACAACUUCAAUGAGGCCAAAUUUAUCACCUUCAGCAUGUUGGCAUUUCUGAGUGUCUGGAUGUCCUACAUCCCAGCAUCUCUCAGUUCACGAGGGAAAUAUAUGGUGGCCAUGGAGAUCUUUGCUAUCCAAUCAUCAACCUGGAGUCUGGUGAUUUGCAUGUUCCUUCCAAAAUGUUUUAUUAUUGUAUUUAGACCCAACAUGAACUCAAGAGAGAAACUGAUGGAGAAACCGAAUAUGUGA
This is a messenger RNA of Bufo bufo (common toad), 2490 nucleotides long. Its product is annotated as extracellular calcium-sensing receptor-like. Gene Ontology annotation, biological process: G protein-coupled receptor signaling pathway. The transcript has 6 exons. Lineage: Eukaryota; Metazoa; Chordata; Amphibia; Anura; Bufonidae. Gene Ontology annotation, molecular function: G protein-coupled receptor activity. The record is from RefSeq and is a predicted model, not a curated record. The coding region runs from base 1 to 2490 and encodes 829 amino acids. Gene Ontology annotation, cellular component: membrane.